Molecule: messenger RNA, 1326 nt
Organism: Trematosphaeria pertusa
Lineage: Eukaryota; Fungi; Ascomycota; Dothideomycetes; Pleosporales; Trematosphaeriaceae
Exons: 4
Coding region: 1-1326 (441 amino acids)
Source: RefSeq, a predicted model, not a curated record
AUGAGUACUCCAGUAGAAUCUACGAUCGAUUAUUUAGCAGAUCGCACCACCAUUAUCGACUACGGGGACAUGAGCCUCAUCACAAUACCGGGUUGCUCGAAGCUCACUCCAGCAGAAAGAGACGCUGUUGCACUCAAAGCACGGCAACUGCAGGCAGGAAACUCACUCGAAGCCGACAAACUUUUGGCGGCACUGCGAGGGGUGACACCGCCACUAGACGAGAAUGAGGAAAGCGAGGACUCUCGCUCGAGGGAGGCCCAGGCGCGCCGAGAGCUGGAGGAGGAUGGCUGUCCUCCUUGUUACCCGUCUGGCUUCGAGAUUACCCAGCGGGAGCAUCUCCCCGAGGAGUACCGAGCAAUAGUAGACUAUUGGCUGUCAUUCCCAGGUACAGGUGAUGUACCGCUCUGCGCUCAACGGACGGCGUGGCGGAGGUUCCGUGCCUUCCAGCAGACAACCCGGCGACGUUGUCUGAAAACAAAACGUUUCAAUGAGUUUGAGGACGGGCUUAACGCGCGCCGACGAAGGCAUGGACUCGACGACGAUGUUAGCCUCACCAUGGAGCUGGAGCGACAAAGUCAAAUGGAACGCUGGGUCGAGUUUCAGGACUACCAACUUAUGCGCCUCGAGGAGCUGCAAAAGAGUCGAGACGAUCUAGAAAAAGAACUAGAUAUGUUACGAGACUCGGGGGAAGCAACAUCCGCAAAUACCGCCGUCAGUAGGAAAGGCGCGGCCGACGACAUUGCAGACAUCCUGCAACUCUUGGAGAAUGCCGGGCGAGAUUUGACACGACACGAGGUUCUACUACAGUGGAUUGAACAGACGAGGCAGGCAAUGGACCCAGGGCGCCGUCCGACAGCACACAGCCAAGGACACCACGACAAGCAGGACGCCCUACAGUCCGCACUGGGGCCUACCCGGAGGGCUGCCACCGGCCGCGCCCGUCAGAAGCGGCAACCGGAGCCUCGCCCCAUCCUCGGUAAGACGGUUAGGGUCUCGAAGCCCGAUGCGCCACCGAAGCGGAAGCUGCGACCUCAGAAGGCGAGAAAGGCGCCAGCGCCCGACUCUGCCACCACCCAGAACUCGGACGCCGUCCCGCAGCGCUGCACCCCAAACACGCCCAAGUCCCGGGAUGCAAAGAGGCCAAAGACUCGGCCCGCGGCCGAAAACCAGACCCUCCGCCGCCAGCUCCGCCCGCGAAGGGUGGCUAAAACGCAGACCCGGUCUCUAGACAGCGCAGGACCCACGCCGCCUAAACCUGUCAGGAGAUCUGAGCGGAUAUCAAGGGCGCAGAAAGCUAGGUCCUGUAACGAGAUGUCCAAACAUUGA